GCCAGUCCAUCACUCUUGUCCUUCACGCUACGACUUCAACUUCCUUGUCUCCCACCGUCUCGUGCCCUUUCCUCUUCGGCUCUCGCCGGACUUCUCAUCGUCACCCAUCAGCAGGGCUGCGCAUCUGAUCUGCUGGCUGCUGCACAUCAGACAUGGCUCUCGAUGACGGGAGAGCCAAUGGCAGUAGUGGAGAAGCAUCUGGAGCGGAGGUCCAGGUGGACACCUCACAGCAGCCGACAGACGCUACCGGCCCCGCUACGCCAGCUCCUCCGUUGCCGGACAAGCUCGAUGACUUUUCGGACGCUCAGGAGAAGAUGAAUGACCUCUCAAUAGAGACUGCAGGCUCCUCCGCUGCCGUUACGUCGGACAGGGCCGCGCCCUCCAAUCUGGCCUCGGCCAUUGCUCCGAUCACCGAUACCACGGACGACGAUGUCGAGACCUUGAAGGCGAAGCUUGCGGAGCUGAGCAACCAAGUCUCUGAUCUCAACUCGAAGCUAGUCACGUCGUUCAAUCGCGUCUCAGAUCUGGAAGAUGACCUCUCGGAGGCAAAGGAGAAGGCCAUGACUGGGACUACCAGGGUCGCAGAGUUGGAAAAGGAGCGACAGGAACAUCUUGCCGCUCUGAACACUGGCCUAUUGGUAGAGAAGGCACACGUCAGUUCAGAGAUGCAACGUAUGAUGGACAGAGUCAUUGAGGAGACGAAGCAGAGGGGUCAGGCGGAGAGCGACAAGGCCAAGAUCGAGUCUGAGCUCGACGAGCUCAGCGCCAGUCUCUUUGGUGAGGCAAAUCGCAUGGUCGCCGUCGAAAGACUUGCGAGGGCUAGAGCGGACGAGAAAAGUAAACAGAUGGAAGAUCGCUUGCAAGAUACUGAAGGGAUCAUGCUCGAGCAGCAAAAGGUGCUCGGAGACCUGCAGAGCCAAUUAGACGCAUACAAAGCAGCAGAAGAACACUCGCGAGUCGAGGACGACGAAGAAGGCGGUGAGAUGCCAACAGUGGGAAAGUCCACCACUGCAGUGUCUAUGAAGAGGCAGCAGACGAGCGCAGACACCAGUCCAUAUCAAGAUCGCAGACUGCUGAUGCUCGAUAUCGUGCCAUAUCAAGAGCUGCGCUCUUUUCUCGAUCACCUUCGCAAGCUGCGUAAGUCCCUCGCUCCUUUCUACAACUACCCUUACGAUCCGAGGAAGACGAGCAUGAACCGUCAGCAUUCACUGGACAUGACGACGCCGAAUCGAGCUUCUUCCCCAGCUAUGGGCUCAACGCUCUCGGCUGUGGCCUCUCUCACCAGUCAAGGCUUGUAUUCGGACUAUCACCAAAGCACGGCUAGCAGCGUCACACCUUCUUCUCCUUUUGCGGCCGCCGGUGUGUCACGGCACAAGGACUAUCCGACUCUGCCAUCCAAUUGUGAGCAGCUUGUUCACAUUCCUUCUCAACUGUCACUGCCGUUUAUCAAGAGGUCCCAGGAGGAAGAUUCUGAUCCCUGUCUACGGAUCGACUUCGCUCCCGGUCUGAAUUGGCUCACGAGGAGAACAGCGAACACUUCUGUGCUUGAAGGUAACCUGCUCAUUGAGCCACUGUUUCCAGGAGGGACAAUUGAGGAUGCACAAGCAGUACGAGAUCAGUAUUCGAGCAGUCCCCCCGCAGCGUGCGCGAUGUGCGGUAUGCUGCUCGUCAAUGUUCCUCUCCCAGGUGGCGAGGACGGCAAGUCAACGACAGGCACCCCUGACCUGCGUACAGUCUCAGGUUGGGCGAGCUCUGUAGCUGCGGCCACGAAUUCCGCCGCAUUGUCAUUGCGAGAAGCUGCAGGAUCUUCUCAAAAGGCGGAAGUCGGCGAGAAGCCUUCUCUAAAGAGCAGCAGGAGUGGACUUUUCGGAUCUCUUAAUGCUCUGCGUAGCAAGACGGGCAGCCCCAAGCCUACACAGCAAUCGCAGCCAUCCAUCGGUGAGGUCGAGCAGGAGGCGACGGUGCAGGCCACCGCAACGCCCGCGGCUGCCCCUGGACCUAUCCCAGCAGUGGACUUCGGAUCACUGCCGAUCCCAACACACAUUUUCCGGAUCUCGGAGAGCUCCAACGCUCGGUACUUACUCUGCCCGCAUCACUGUCUUGUUCGUCUGAGAGCUGCAUGCGCCUUCUGGGGCUACAUCCGCCACAUCGAGCGAGCGGUCGUGCUGGAGGGCAAGCUGGCCUGGGACAAUGAGCAGGCAGCACCGCCCGCAGGCGGAGUGGUCAAGCCGCAAGCUCGAAGGGCUUCUGUGGCGCCUGCCACAACCACAGAGAUUUCUGCUACUGACAGCGAGAUGACAAAGGUCGAUAGCCAGAUCUCGUAUGGUACCGAAGUUGCGCCGGCUGUGCCUCUUUCGGAUGAGCUGCCUUCGUCCUCUCUCGAGGUGCCUAGAGGGAGUGGAUCUAUUCAUUCGAAUGAUGCUGCAGGACAGUCGGACGAUGGGUUCCACGACGCAGAUGCAGGAACAGCGCCGCCCUCACCGGAAGAGACAUUUGGAGAUGCAGCGCCAGCUCUGCCGACAAAGGCAACAGCGACAGACGACACGGCUCAAGAAGGUGCAGUGGCGGAGCCAAGCACAGAGACUCCUUCGGCUGCCGAAGCAGGAACGUCAGAGACGCCAGAGGCGCCAAUUGUGUCAGCCGCAGAUGGUGCAAGUGCGGCCCCGUCACCAGCCCCGGCGGUUCCGCCGCGUCGCCUGCGACCUGUUCCAUCCCCAGCACCAACAGCUUCUGCGACGGAAGGAGGAGGAACGCCAACGCUACCACCUCUCCCACGACGUCCCACAAAUCCGCCUGCCGGUCAUGCACCCGGUGCUGCUGCUGCUUCGGCUGCCACGGCUCUGCCUGCGCUCGCUCCUUUGGGCAUUCCUCCGAGGAAGACGCUGCGCGUGGAUGGCGUCUUGACAGGUGAGGAGAAGCCUCUGAUUUGGGACGAAAAGGUGUACCUGGAGGUGCUGAGGCUGAAGAGGGUCAUGUGGGAGGCUAGGAUCGGAGUCAAGGAGGAGUAACGGAGUCGAAGGAAGAGAAGAGGGGCGAAGAAAAGGAACAAAGGUUGUGAAUACUUCGAUAUGGGGUGGAGAAUAACGAUGAACAUAGCUCAAGCGAGGUAGCUGUGACACAUUGAUAUCUAAUAUUGAGCGAUGAUGACAUGAUGAAAUUGUGACCGAGCAACCUCUGUCCUACGAGGAGCUGAGCGUGUAAGAUGCGCCUGCAUCGCUGCCUUCCCCAUCUAAACGUACAUCCUACUUGCUCAAUAGGACGAUGUAGCCC
This is a messenger RNA of Microstroma glucosiphilum, 3270 nucleotides long. RefSeq lists its product as hypothetical. The record is from RefSeq and is a predicted model, not a curated record. Gene Ontology annotation, cellular component: Golgi to plasma membrane transport vesicle; cell tip. Gene Ontology annotation, biological process: exocytosis. Bases 153 to 3008 code for a protein of 951 amino acids. Gene Ontology annotation, molecular function: guanyl-nucleotide exchange factor activity. Lineage: Eukaryota; Fungi; Basidiomycota; Exobasidiomycetes; Microstromatales; Microstromataceae. The transcript has a single exon.